AUGUCAUUCUUCAGUGCAGCGACCGUGAUAGGCUCUCUCGUGGCAAGCCAUAUGCUGCCUCGUGAGGACGAAGAGGAUUCCGAGCUGUGGCGAAGGUGGCUUCCGUUCCUCACGCCUGUCGUGUCGCUGCUGCUUUUCUUCCACCUGAAGGAUGCGCACGCUUCAGCAAAGUGGGUGGCCACUAGUCUGGCGUGGCGUGCUGCUGCAGAGCUGCUCCUAUUGAUCGGGACUACCCCGCGCGAGUUUGAGAUGAUGGUGGCUGGCUCGGUCUUCGUUGCUAAUGUGUCAUUGCUAAUUGCUGUCGUGUCCGUUCUUCACAACGGUGAGCAUGUGCAGUCCAAGGCUACACUUGCACUGCUCGGAGUUGGGUCCCUGGCGCUCUUCCUAUCCGACAGCUGGGUGAUUUCCACUAAGAAUACUGAAUUGGAAUCCCGGGUGACUCUCAUGUCCAUUGCUGUCCUCAUAAUUGCACUGUCGUCAAUGCCAUCGGCAUCCAUGGAGGAUGAUGAGUAG
Molecule: messenger RNA, 513 nt
Organism: Peronospora matthiolae
Lineage: Eukaryota; Oomycota; Peronosporomycetes; Peronosporales; Peronosporaceae
Source: the annotation of a GenBank genome assembly